AUGCCCCAUAGAGUAGCUUCACCACCACGGCCUCGGCCCGUCCCUGGGGUGCCAGGGACCCUGUUCCUCCUGUGCUGUUGUAACUUCUGCCUCUGUGCCAAUGGCUUCCAGAACGCAGAGGAAAACUCUCGCAUCUCAAUCACCUUCUUCCGACUCUUCCGCGUGAUGCGUCUCGUGAAGCUCCUGAGCCGAGGGGAGGGCAUCCGGACACUGCUUUGGACCUUCAUCAAGUCCUUCCAGGCUCUCCCCUAUGUGGCUCUUUUAAUAGUGAUGUUGUUCUUCAUCUACGCUGUGAUCGGGAUGCAGGUGUUUGGUAAAAUUGCGCUGAAUGAUACCACAGAAAUCAACCGCAACAACAACUUCCAGACCUUCCCCCAGGCAGUGCUGCUGCUUUUCAGGUGUGCCACCGGUGAGGCCUGGCAGGAAAUCAUGCUGGCAUGUCUCCCAGACAAGAAGUGCGACCCAGAGUCGGAGCCGGCCAACUCCACCGAAGCCGAUCACUCCUGUGGCAGCAGCUUCGCCGUCUUCUACUUCAUCAGCUUCUACAUGCUCUGUGCCUUCCUGAUCAUCAAUCUUUUUGUAGCUGUUAUAAUGGAUAACUUUGAUUACCUGACACGGGACUGGUCCAUUUUAGGACCACACCACCUGGAUGAAUUUAAAAGGAUCUGGGCAGAAUAUGACCCUGAAGCCAAGGGACGGAUCAAACACUUGGACGUGGUGACGCUGCUCCGGCGGAUUCAGCCCCCCCUGGGCUUCGGGAAGCUCUGCCCUCACCGGGUGGCUUGCAAACGCCUUGUCUCCAUGAAUAUGCCACUGAACAGUGAUGGGACUGUCAUGUUCAAUGCCACUCUCUUUGCGUUGGUCAGAACAGCACUGAGGAUCAAGACAGAAGGUAACCUGGAGCAAGCCAAUGAAGAGCUGAGAGCAAUAAUUAAGAAAAUCUGGAAGCGCACCAGUAUGAAGCUGCUGGACCAGGUGGUGCCCCCCGCAGGUGAUGACGAGGUGACCGUUGGGAAGUUCUAUGCCACUUUCCUGAUUCAGGAGUAUUUCCGGAAGUUCAAGAAACGUAAAGAACAGGGACUAGUGGGCAAGCCCUCCCAGCGCAACGCACUCUCCUUACAGGCUGGUCUGCGCACACUUCACGACAUUGGUCCAGAGAUCCGACGAGCAAUUUCUGGAGACCUGACAGCUGAAGAAGAGCUAGAUAAGGCCAUGAAAGAAGCUGUUUCUGCGGCCUCUGAAGAUGAUAUCUUCCGGAGAGCUGGAGGCUUGUUCGGAAACCAUGUCAGCUACUACCAAAGUGAUGGCAGGAGUGCAUUCCCCCAGACGUUCACCACCCAGCGACCUUUGCACAUCAAUAAGUCUGGCAACAACCAGGGAGAUACUGAGUCCCCAUCUCAUGAGAAGUUGGUGGACUCCACCUUCACUCCCAGCAGCUACUCAUCUUCAGGCUCCAAUGCCAACAUCAACAAUGCCAACAACACUGCCCUAUGCCGCUUCCCCAGCCCACCCAGCUACCCCAGCACUGUCAGCACAGUGGAAGGCCAUGGGACCCCCUUGUCACCCACUAUACGUGUACAGGAGGCUCCUUGGAAACUACCUUCCAAAAGUUCCAGUUCCAGAGACAGCCAGCUGGCAAUUGUUUGCCAAGAGGAAGUGUCUCAGGAAGAGACUUAUGAUGAAAAUUUGAAUGAAGACAUUGAGUACUGUAGUGAACCAAGUCUGCUCUCUACCGAAAUGCUUGCAUACCAAGAUGACGAAAACAGACAACUUACUCCACCAGAAAACAACAAAGGAGAGGACACCCGGCACUCUCCAAAGAAAGGGUUUCUGUGCUCCUCAGCACUAGGACGAAGAGCAUCUUUUCACUUAGAGUGUCUGAAAAGACAGAAAAACCAGGGUGUAGAUGUCUCUCAGAAGACAGUUUUGCCUUUGCAUCUGGUACAUCAUCAGGCGUUAGCGGUGGCCGGCCUGAGUCCCCUGCUCCAGCGAAGCCAUUCCCCCACCAUGUUCUCUCGGCUGUGUGCUACGCCCCCCGCUACACCCUGCAGCCGUGGCUGGCCGCAACAGACCAUCCCGACUCUGCGCCUCGACGGGGCAGAGUCCAGUGAGAAGCUCAACAGCAGCUUCCCGUCAGUACACUGCGGCUCUCGGUACACUGACAACAGCGGCUGCAGCAGCCCGAGGAGAGCCAGGCCGGUCUCCCUCACCGUCCCCAGCCAGACCGGAGGGAGCAGCAGGCAGUUUCACGGCAGCGCUGGCAGCCUGGUCGAAGCGGUCUUGAUCUCGGAAGGACUGAUGCAGUUUGCUCAAGAUCCAAAGUUCAUUGAGGUCACAACCCAGGAGCUCGCAGAUGCCUGUGACAUGACGAUAGAAGAGAUGGAAAAUGCAGCAGACAACAUUCUCAAUGGUAACAGCAAGCAGAGCCCCAAUGGCAACCUCUUGCCUUUUGUUAACUGCAGGGACCCAGGGCAGGACAGUGCAGGAGAGGAAGAGGAAGAGGUGCAGAACCCGGAUUGUAGAAAAAGUCAGGAGGAGCUCAAGGACAGCAGGAUUUAUAUCAGCAGCCUGUAG
This is a messenger RNA of Phaethon lepturus (White-tailed tropicbird), 2574 nucleotides long. Its product is annotated as voltage-dependent L-type calcium channel subunit alpha-1C-like. The record is from RefSeq and is a predicted model, not a curated record. Gene Ontology annotation, biological process: calcium ion import across plasma membrane. Bases 1 to 2574 code for a protein of 857 amino acids. Gene Ontology annotation, cellular component: voltage-gated calcium channel complex; membrane. Lineage: Eukaryota; Metazoa; Chordata; Aves; Phaethontiformes; Phaethontidae. Gene Ontology annotation, molecular function: high voltage-gated calcium channel activity. The transcript has 17 exons.